Octopus sinensis (East Asian common octopus) is the source of this 1289-nucleotide messenger RNA. Its product is annotated as dachshund homolog 1. The record is from RefSeq and is a predicted model, not a curated record. Bases 1 to 1167 code for a protein of 388 amino acids. Lineage: Eukaryota; Metazoa; Mollusca; Cephalopoda; Octopoda; Octopodidae. The transcript is spliced from 9 exons.
AUGACUGACAAUGGAAGCUGUUGUGAUCACGAGAAGAUUUUGUUCAAUAUUUUACAUCAGCUUAUUGAAGCUGAUGCACCAUCUCCAUCUUUAUUGUCCAUUUUAUUUCUCACACUGACAUGUUUAAUAACUGGUGAACGAAAAAAUAUUCUCAAUGGCUACCCUCAUCAUCCGUAUGCUCUUGGAGCCCUUCCCUACAUGCCACUAAAUCACCCCAUAAUGUCACCUCCAGUGUCAAUGACAAUGGCAAACCAUUUAACAAUGCGUCCUGAAGCACCGAUUAUGAAAGAACGCUCAAGUUCAGAAUCAGAUGUUUUAUCUCCAAAGUCCAGUGAUGAUCGAUCUGAAGGAGGUAUGAAGAUUACAGACAAAGUUUCACAUCACAUGGUUGAUAAAAACUAUCCUUCGUUAAGUCACAGCGAUUUGAGUCAUAAACCUCUCAAUCUUCAGAUUAAUGGCCAUGUGAGGGAUCUAUCGAAAACAGCCCCAAAACAAGAUUAUGAUGAUGACGAUGAUAAUGAUGACAAAGAUUCAGACGAUGAUAAAGACGAUGAGGACAGUGCUGAUACUAAUGAUUCCUUACCAAAUGGUGAUACAACAGAUAAAAUCCCAACAUCGAGUCAAAGUUUUGCCUCACAACUCCUCAAUGGAGAUACUCCGAGUAUAUCCUCAAUAGAAACCCUUUUACUCAAUAUUCAAGGACUCCUGAAAGUGGCUGCAGAGAAUGCUAGACACCAUGAACGGCAAAUCAACUUUGAAAAAGCUGAAUUAAAAAUGGAAUUGUUGAGAGAGCGUGACCUCCGUGAAAAUAUGGAAAAGCAGUUGUUAGACGAACAAAGGACUCGAGUGAUGUUACAGAAACGGUUGAAAAAAGAGAAAAAAACCCGCAGGAAAAUGCAGGAACAAAUGGAUAUGAUUGAGCAGAGAAAUAACAUGAUGAGUGGUGAACGGAUGUCAACGCCACCUGGUGAGAAUAUCAUCAACACCAACGAUUGCCACAGUCAGGAUAUGGAACGAGAAAGAAGUUAUAUGGAAGCUGCUGAAAGAAAGCUACAAGAUUCGCAAGAGAGAAAUCCCCAUCUGUACGAGACUUACAUGACUCAUGCAGGCAGCCCUGGUGCCACGCGUUUUGCUUACCAUCCUCUCGUUAAAAACGAUGUCCAAUGAAUACAAACGACAUUGUUUCACGGUGUAUUCUUGCUGACCAAAGUUCAGUAAAAAAAAAAAAAAAUAAUAAUGAUAAUGAUAAUGAUAAUGAUAUUAUAACUAAUAAUGAUGAUGAUAAUUAU